Solanum stenotomum is the source of this 600-nucleotide messenger RNA. RefSeq lists its product as uncharacterized. NCBI's taxonomy places the organism in Eukaryota, Viridiplantae, Streptophyta, Magnoliopsida, Solanales, Solanaceae. The transcript is spliced from 3 exons. Bases 1 to 600 code for a protein of 199 amino acids. The record is from RefSeq and is a predicted model, not a curated record.
AUGGCUCGAGGCAGAGGUCGUGACAAGUCCUUAGGUAGGAGUAAUCCUGCUAUUCACGUAAGCAUGCCAACUAUUCCAAUGCCCACUAUAGUUUCUCCUAACCAAGGUGGUACCCCAAUCAUUGACGCAUCAGCUCAAAUUAACACCCCAACCAUAUCUGAGACACCUCAAAUUACACAAAAUCAGAGUAAUCCAAUAGCUCAAGAUCUGUCUACUCAGAGCAUCCCAACAUGUCAUGGCAACCCAACUGCUGAAGGUGAUAUAUCCACUCAAAGCAACCCAACAGGUCAUAGAAACACAAUUGCUGAAGAUACUAAUAUUACUUUUGAUUUACACAAGUUGGAACCUUCUAUAACAUGCUCUAGUUUCAUAACCAAGUCUUUUAGAAGUGAAGUUGAUCCCAAUGGAAUCAAUUGGAGAAGUAUUUCAAAUGAUGUAAAAUAUGGUUAUUUUGGAGAAUUCAAGAAAAAAUUCUAUUGGGAUGUUUCCAUUAGUGAAAGUGAAGUAAAGAGACACUGGUUGGCUAAGGCAGCUGUAGUUAAAUUAAUGUGGAAAUUCAGAAAAAGAACAAAGGAGAACUUAAGAAUAAUGAAAGAUUAG